AUGAUAAAGUUUCUGGGUUUUGUGUUUCUUGUGGGACAGUUUGUCCGUGCGGUUGAAGGCGAUGUCCAUUUCUAUGACUUUUUUCUUUCAGAGAAAAACUUCACACGGCUUUGUACCACAAAAAGCAUGCUAGUUGUAAAUGGCAGUUUUCCAGGGCCAGUUAUACGGGUCAACAAAGGUGACACUCUGUAUGUCAAUGUUUACAACCAAGGAUCUUAUGGGGUCACCAUUCACUGGCAUGGUGUGAAACAACCCAGAAAUCCAUGGUCGGAUGGUCCAGAAUACAUCACACAAUGUCCCAUUGAAGCUGGAUCGAACUUCACGUAUGAGGUCAUAUUUUCUGACGAGGAAGGAACUCUUUGGUGGCAUGCUCACAGCGAUUGGACACGUGCCAGUGUUCAUGGUGCCAUUGUUGUCUCGCCUGCUACUGAAACUUCUCGUCCAUUUCCCGAACCUGAUGGAGAAGAGAUCAUUGUGCUUGGGUCCUGGUACAGUGGAGAUUUAAACAUGUUGGUUGAUGAGGACCUACAAACUGGUGAUGACUUGCCACAUUCAAUUGCUUACACCAUCAACGGUGAACCUGGAGAUUUUUGUGCCUGCUCCAAUGAAACAUCAUAUCGUUGGAUGGUUAGCUACGGCAAGACCUAUCUUCUUCGUGUAAUCAACGCAGUUGUGAGCGCAGAACUCUUCUUUGCAAUUGCCCGACACAAUCUCACUGUUGUCGGAAUGGAUGGGCACUAUAUCAAACCAGUUGUAACUAAUUGCCCGGGACAAACAAUGGAUAUUUUACUCACAACAAAUCAAUCUCUUGGGCACUAUUACAUGGCUGCUCUACAAUUCUGGAGCCAAGAUCCCGCUAUUCUAAACUUCGAUCACGUCAAUGCCACAGCGAUCCUCCAAUACGAAGGCAACUAUUCUUUCCAAUCAUCUCCUUUGUUUCCAAGCACUCUUCCUUUUUACAAGGAUUUACAAGCUGUCUUAAGUUUUACAAAUCGUAUUCGGAGCUUAGCAAGGGAAGACCACCCGGCAAACGUCCCCUUAAACAUCACUACCAGAAUGUAUAUUACGCUUUCACUGAACGACAUGCCCUGUCGAGACACUACAUGUUCAGCGACAGAAGAUGGCAAGGUAUUCGCUACAAGCGCGAAUAACAUAAGUUGGGUUAAUCCUAGUACUGAUGUACUGCUCGCGUACUACAGGAACAUUAGUGGGGUUUAUACCACAGAUUUCCCAGACAACCCCCUUUCUUAUUAUAACUUUACAAGUGACAACAUUCCAGCUAAUAUUGCAUUAACAGAGCAAGGCACUAAGGUGAAAGUGUUGAAUUAUAACGAAGCAGUUGAGAUAGUUUUUCAAGGUACCAAUGUGGUGGGAGGUGCGGCAAAUCACCCCAUGCAUUUGCAUGGGUAUAGCUUCUUUGUGGUUGGAACAAGUUCUGGGAAUUUUGACAACAAAACCGACCCAAAAGGAUUUAAUUUAGUUGAUCCACCUGAAGUCAAUACCUUUGGAGUUCCUAGGAAUGGAUGGCUUGCCAUCAGAUUUCUAGCAAACAAUCCUGGUGUGUGGUUUUGGCAUUGUCAUAUGGAGCGACAUUUGACUUGGGGGAUGGAUGCUGCUUUUAUAGUUAAAAAUGGAGACACCGCUGAAACAAGCAUCCGUCAACCCCCUGCUUACCUGCCUCCUUGUAGAGUUCCAUUCAGAUCUUGGCUCCAAAAUAGCGAUGGGUCGGAUGAAAAAAGAAAAUGA
This is a messenger RNA of Corylus avellana, 1746 nucleotides long. The record is from RefSeq and is a predicted model, not a curated record. Lineage: Eukaryota; Viridiplantae; Streptophyta; Magnoliopsida; Fagales; Betulaceae.